Nilaparvata lugens (brown planthopper) is the source of this 970-nucleotide messenger RNA. Its product is annotated as RNA-binding protein 41-like. The annotation marks the transcript as partial. Gene Ontology annotation, cellular component: U12-type spliceosomal complex. NCBI's taxonomy places the organism in Eukaryota, Metazoa, Arthropoda, Insecta, Hemiptera, Delphacidae. Gene Ontology annotation, molecular function: U12 snRNA binding; pre-mRNA intronic binding. Gene Ontology annotation, biological process: mRNA splicing, via spliceosome. The record is from RefSeq and is a predicted model, not a curated record. The transcript is spliced from 3 exons.
GAAAUAAACCUCAAACAAAACCUAUCAGGAAUACACGUGCAGAGAGAGAUAUUCUACACGAUAAAGGAUGGAAAGAUUGUUGAACUGAAAGGGAAACCAAAGAAGGAAGAAGUGAAAGUAGAAGGAGAGGGAAAGAGAGUGGUGAUAGGUGGUGAACCGUUUGUGGUUCCUUAUCGCGAGAAAGGUGGUGAGAAGAAGACAGAAGGAGAGGGGAAAGAAGAAUUUGAAAGAAUGUCUGUAGAAGAUAUUAGGAAUAUUCCCAGGUUCAAGGAUUAUGAACGGGGGCAGCCUUCCAAGGUGCUGUACUUGAAAAAUCUCUCGCGUACCAUUGAUGAACAAGAUUUGGUAAAGUUGUUCUCGAAAUAUCAGAACGACAAAGAAGCUCACAUUGUUUACCGAUUGAUGACUGGAAGAAUGAGUGGACAAGCGUUUGUGACUUUUUCAAGUAUCAAACAAGCAGCUCUAGCACUAGAUGAAGUAUUUGGUGUUGUUCUGAAAGGCAAGCCAAUCGUCAUACAAUUUGGACGCAACACCUGAUACCUAUCCAGUAAAAUAAUUUUGGAUUUAAUCAAUUAUCUUUCCAAUGAAGCAAUGAAUGAGCAGGAGUGAUUCCAAGGCCUACCUGUGAAACAAUGAAUGAACAUUGUUUAUUUCAAGGCCUAUGAAACAAUGAAUGUACCUAUAUUGUUUGUCUUAGUCUAAGGCCUAUGAAACAAAGAAUGAACAUUGUCUAUUUCAAGGUCCUAGUCCUUGGCCUAUGAAACAAUGAAUUAACAUUGUUUCAUAGGCUUUGACAAUCAAUGUCGUCGACAAACAUAGCCUAUAUUUUGCACUAUGAUGAAAAAUGAUUGAACAAUGUAGGUUGGACUAAAAUUGUAUAUAAAUUGUACACGUGAAAGAUUUAUAUUAUCUAAAGUGAGGUCCACGUUAUAAUGGGAGUGGAGAAAGAUAGGUGAAAAAAGUUGCCGAU